Messenger RNA from Molossus molossus (Pallas's mastiff bat), 6316 nucleotides. RefSeq names its product ubiquitin like 7 (gene UBL7). Bases 202 to 1170 code for a protein of 322 amino acids. Gene Ontology annotation, biological process: ubiquitin-dependent protein catabolic process. Gene Ontology annotation, molecular function: polyubiquitin modification-dependent protein binding. The transcript has 10 exons. Lineage: Eukaryota; Metazoa; Chordata; Mammalia; Chiroptera; Molossidae. The record is from RefSeq and is a predicted model, not a curated record. Gene Ontology annotation, cellular component: cytosol.
GCCUGGGCCCCGGGCCACGUGGGCUCGACUUGUGUAGACAAGUUAGCUGGUCCCAUGGGAGCAGUGGGGUCGUCGUCAAAGAGGUAGUGUCCUCCUCACUACUAGCUGUGACCUUGUGCCAGUGACUUUCUGGUCUCGGUUGCCUGGUCAGUAAUAUGUGGAUGAUGCCUGCCUGUCUCAGGGAACGAUUGUGAGGAUUAAAUGAGAUAUAAUUUGAUUUACUGUGGACGGAAGCUCAAAGAUGACCAAACCCUUGACUUCUACGGCAUUCAACCUGGAUCCACGGUCCAUGUUCUGCGCAAGUCCUGGCCGGAGCCUGAUCAGAAACCAGAAUCUGUGGACAAAGUGGCUGCUCUGCGGGAGUUCCGGGUGCUGCACACUGCCUUGCAUAGCAGCUCCUCCUACAGGGAGGCGGUCUUUAAGAUGCUCAGCAAUAAGGAAUCUCUGGAUCAGAUCAUUGUGGCCACCCCAGGCCUCAGCAGUGACCCCAUUGCUCUUGGGGUUCUCCAGGACAAGGACCUUUUCUCUGUUUUUGCUGAUCCCAACAUGCUUGAUACGUUGAUACCUGCUCACCCAGCCCUAGUCAAUGCCAUUGUCCUGGUUUUGCACUCGGUGGCAGGCAGCACUCCGCUACCGGGGGCUGACUCCUCUUCCCGGAGCACACCCUCCAGCUCUUACCGGGACAUGCCAGGUGGCUUCCUGUUUGAAGGGCUCUCUGAUGAUGAGGACGACUUUCACCCAAGGGCCAGGUCUACACCCUCUAGCAGCACACCCAGCUCCCGCCCAGCCUCCCUGGGGUACAGUGGAGCUGCUGGACCCCGGCCCAUCACCCAGAGCGAGCUGGCCACUGCCCUGGCUUUGGCCAGCACUCCAGAAAGCAGCUCUCACACACCUACUCCUGGUACCCAGGGCCAUUCCUCAGGGACCUCACCAUUGUCCUCUGGUGUCCAGUCAGGGACGCCCAUCACCAAUGAUCUCUUCAGUCAAGCCCUACAGCAUGCCUUGCAGGCCUCUGGGCAGCCCAACCUUCAGAGCCAGUGGCAGCCCCAGCUGCAGCAGCUGCGCGACAUGGGCAUUCAGGAUGAUGAGCUGAGUCUGCGGGCCCUGCAGGCCACUGCGGGGGACAUCCAAGCAGCUCUGGAGCUCAUCUUUGCAGGAGGAGCCCCAUGAACUCCCUGCUCAUCCUGAACCCUCAACAAACUGCCAAGGUGGCUGCCAUGGGAGGCACUGCUAGAGGUGCCUCAUCUUUCCUCUCCCCAAUACACCUGAUGGUCGACGUUCACUUUGUCCAGUGCUUGGCCUUUCUAGCUGGUCCAUGUUGAUGGAGGCAGUGGGGCAAGCAUGGUGUGUGGGACUUGGUGCUGUGAUAUCAGGGCCCUGGUGUCUGGCCCCUGAUUCUGGGCCCUGGAUGGAGAAUUUUAGUCCCAUGUUAUGCCCACUUUCUCUUUCGGGAGAAGUUUCCAAUGAUAGUACCCCCAGACUCUUUGGUACUCUGGGGUAUGGCAUCCUCAGGAUGUGGCUAAGGCUGGAGCAGGGGUGCUGCCCGAUCUCCUGAGUGUCUGCUGUGUUAACUGCUGUGGCAAGAAGAGGCUUGUGCCUCUGACAUGAGCACAGUCUGAGCAGGGGCCAGGCGUACUUUCAGAGGAGCAGGUAAGGGCAGCUUAUCCUCCACAGCAUUUGCUCUCCCAGAGGCUUCAAAAGAUUCCUUGUCCCUCCCCCAGCCUAGUCUCACCAGGCAUUCUUUGAUGCCUAGUCUGUAAUGAUGCCAGAAUCCAGGCCUCAGAGCUGUGCCGGGAGGCAGGGCCCUAUUCUCUGUCCUGAAGGUGUAAAGACAAGAGCAGUUAAAUAACAAUACUAAACAACGACACUGACAGGUGCAGGUCUUCAGCUUUCAUAAUAAAGACAGGGCACCAACCCCAAGCUGCUGCUCCAUCUGCCUGCACACAUUCCCCUUGGCACAGCAUUCCCUGCCGCGCUAUAGACAUGUUCAAGUUGAACAAGGAGGUUUCAUGUGCUUUGACCAUGUCAGGAGAAAAAUUCUUCCCUUCAGAUUGUGUUUCUGUAGAAAGUUGCUCAGAGGUCUGCUCCUGCCUUGUGCCUUUAAGUGUUCAUUCCAUUUAUAGCAUCACAAUUAUAGUUAUUUGACUUCUGCUUGUUACCUGGGACAAAAGGUUUGCCACUUACAAGGACUGCCUCCUGUCCUUUUUCUCCAGUCUGUUCCCCCUUAUCCCCUUUCUGCCCCGAGGGAGCACACAGAGCAAGCCUGCUCCCUCUGCUUCACUAGCACAGCUUCAGUUGAGGAGAUUAGUGUGAUUUACUUGCUCCUUGACCUCCAGUUUUGGUCCCCAGCACAUCCUGUUCACUCUGAAUGACUUCCAGCUUAUCACUGAUACUCCUAAUGGGAGAUACCCAGGAGGGCCCACUAUUCCAGAAAUGGCCUGAACAGCACAGUGUUCUUCCCUUCCUCCAGAAAAUGUGGUUUCUCCAUAUUUCCCUCUCAAUCCUAGAAUUAAUGUUGAAAGGUAUUUGAAUUGGCCGAGAACACAGACUGAACCCACCAGGACCAGGCCUGUUUGUGUCUUAGUGGGCUGCUUUGAGCCCAGCUGCCUCUUGUGGAUGGGGCAAAGACCAGAAAGUCCUGUCUUUGAACCUGAUGUCUCUGACUUGUCUGUGGUAGAAACAAGGGUCAGUUCAUCCUCACGGGCCUGCCUUGGUUAAAUGGGGCUGACACAGCCCUUCUUGUCCCCAUAAUACAGCUGACCUAGAGCUGGUUUCCUUUCUGUGGCAUCUCACUCCCUGCCCUCGGGGACUGCUUUCAAAGGGUCCUGGGCUCCUUAACUCUCUGCCCUAUUGUGCUGUGGACCAUUUGGGUAACCCUGUCCUGUUCUGGAACUGACCCCCAAAUACCAGUUAUACUCCUUCCCAGAAUUGAGCCAUCCCCAUGAUUUCCCUUUCCCUUUGUCAGCUUUUUCCUCCAGGGUCUUGGCAAAUUGACAUUGCUUUCUGUGGCCACAUUUUAAAUAUCAGAAUAAGUGCCCCCAUUGAGCCUGGGCUUUCCAUGGUCCAAGGACUCCUUCCUCACCAUUGUCCCUGUCACUCUUGCAACAUUCAGCCUCUACUCUGUGCCAAAUGAAAAAGAUAGGACUCUUGCUCUCCCAGAAGCAGGUCAUGAACAGUUUAUGCUAAUGUCUGGAGAGAACUGGGCCAGGCUGGUUUAUCAAGCAUGGGACUCAUAUAAGUAGGGUUAGGGUUAGGGUUAGAGGCUGUGUGUAUGAGGGAGAGGUUCUUGGAGAAAGUGACAUCUAAGCUGAGCCCUGAAGGGUGAAGAGGAAUUGGGCAGGAAGGUGUGUGCACUCAGUGGGCUGGAUGCAUGGAGAACACAGCUCCUGUAGCCCUGUGUGCCACGGUGGGUUGUGAGGAAGAGGUCAUUAUUUUAAGCCAUGGAAGGAGUUUGGACUUAGACUAAGGGCAAUGAGGAGUCACAAGAGAAUUUGAAUCAGGGAGUCAGGUUUGCACUUAAGAAAGGAUACUGGCUGCUGUGUGUGAAUAGAUGGGGAGUGGGUCAAUCUUGAGUGAGGGAGUCCAUUGGGGAAUUUGUGAUCCACUUAGAACUGAUGGUAGAUUGACCUACCAGAUUGGAAGGAGAGGAGAGUAGUGGGUGGAGAGAGACUAGGAAUUGAUGAUAACACAUCUUGGGAGAGGUAAGUGUACUAUUACUAGCUCCACUUAUUGGAUGGGGACACUAAAGUUAGGUUUGAUCAUCUGUCCACAAUCUCAUGGUUAGGCAGUAGACAAGUUGUACUUACACCAAAGCCAGCAUCCUUCCCAAUGCUGCCUGUGGCUUCUGCAUGUGGAGGAGUAGGAGGUGGUGCAGGGUCUGAUCAGCCCAAGAAACUUGGGCUUAGUCUUGAGGGCUUUAGGCAGAGCAGUGGGGGACCAGAUGUCUGUUUGAGGUAAUCUGACAGCUGCGUGAAGACUGUAUUUGGGAAGUGAGGCUGGGAUUGGAAGACCAGCUAGGAGGCUUGCUGCCUCUAGAGGAAACAUGGUGGGGCCUGGACUAGAGCUGUAGCAGGGGAGCUGGGAGGAGGGGAGGGGUGUGAGAUGUAAAAGACAGACUAGGUGGGGGAGAGGUAGGAGGUAGGCAGGAUGUGAGUGUGUAGAUGGUAGUGUAAUAAGAACAAGGUACUGGAGUUGGAAUUUGGAAUGCAAGUCUAGUUUUAGACAUAUUGAGCUAAAGGUGCUAUGGACCUCCAUGUGGAAAUGUAGACAGUUGGAGUUUCUAGGAUGGAGAUAACGAUAAGGAAGUUUUAGGUUAAAGACUGGGCCUGUAUUACAUAAGAAGGGAAUUCAGCUUUUCAGGCAAAGGGAGAAGGCACAUCCACUUUAUAGGAAAUAGUGACUGAUGGAACAUAGAAGGGGGCAGGAUCUGCUGCUUCUGGAAAGGCGAGGGCAGGAGUCAUUUAAACUGAGGGAGUAGAAGGAACUGGACAGAGAAGUCUUUGCCAGUGGUGUGAGAUGCCAGAGAAACCUAGUAACUAAAGGGCCAACCUUGGACUUGCUGACUUGAGUCAUGGUGACCUUGGGGAGAUGCUAAGUGGAACUACUGUAGGGGUUGAGGCCUAAAUAGGUGGGGACAGUGGAAGCAGGGAGGGCUGAGAAUUCUAGUUGGUAGUUGGGGAGGGGGGACUGAGUGAGCUUUUGUGGUUCAGCAGAGGUAAAGUUGGAAUUGAUCAUGAGAACUUUUCUAGAAGCUAAGGGGGGAAAUAAAAGGAAGAGACCCUGAAAUAGAAUAUGCAAAUAAUCUAGAGAUGGGUGAGUUUUCUGAACAGAUCCCUUCUCCUGAUAUAACUCAAAUUUGGCUGGGCUGGCACAGCUUGUUGGGCACAUGGGACCCAGUUCUGCUCAUCUUCUCAGCCCCAUCUGGCCUGGGCCCCAGACCAAGCUUUCAGAGCCUUACCCUGAGGUGGCCUCAUUGCUUCUGCCACAGGCCUUGGCAGUAAAUGUUUGGUGAGGAUGUGUGUGGUGGAGUUAUUUACUCCUCCCCCUAUCUGCUUACCUAGCCUCUCCAAGCACCCUCUGGCCCUGAGCGGGGUUAGGUCACUUUGGCUGAGCCCUCCGUUUCCCUGGACCUGUCCCUGUCUGGCUCCUGUAGACUCUGCAGUUGCUGGUAACAGGAUUCAGCUUACUCUAGGUUUGAGAUGCUUUCUGCAGAGAUUCAGGCACUGCCCUCCCUACUCUACCUUGGCAAAAGUGGCUAACAGCAAUGCAGUACAAUAGUGCUCAUUUAUCAAGUACCCUCUGUACCAGCCAUUGAGCUAGGCACUCACAUAUGCCAUCUCCAGUGAUCCCGAGUAGUAGAUAUUAUCUCUAUUUACAGAUAAGUGCUUCCUGUUAAUAGGAUGUUACUGUGCCUUUCCUGAGCUUGGGUGGGAUUGUAUCAGCACAGUCACAUCAGUGCACCACCUGGGGCCUUGUGUCUUGCUGGCAGUCCUGGUAGCUACUCAGAGGGAUGAAGGGUCUGCUCACCACUCAUCUGUCCUGGAAGUGGCAACUUGAAUCUUGGAGGGGAAUCAGGCUUCUAAGUCAGACCCACUGAGGUUGUGAUCUCCCACAGACAUCUCAUGGAGCCUCAGUUGUGUCUUGUUUGAAAAUGUCUUCAAUAUUUUAUAUAAGUGAAUAUUGACCAUUUUUAUAUCAGAGAUGCCAGUACACUCAGAGCUGGACUGGUAAAUGAUCUAGAUGACUAACAAAGUCAGGAUCCCAACAACGAGGCAACUCUAACAAGAGGAACAAGGACAAUCUACGGUCCUGUGGUGGGGACUAGAAAACCAUUGUUCUCAUUGAAGAUAGGGUCUCAUUUCUUAUCCUGGGCUCAGGUUCAAACCCAGUCUUUCACACCUGGUGUUACAGAAAGCCACUACUGGAUGGGAAUUGGCCCAAGGAUGAUCCUGGGCUAAGAUCAACAAGAUUUAACAGCCUGGUGUCUCAUUUUCAUGAAACAGUACCUUAGGAGGGAUUGUAAUCAGGAGCUUAGAGGGCAGUCUUUCCAGCCCUCUUACUGCUCAGCCUCUCCUCUAGUGGUUGCAUUCUGAUCCAACACUAGAUCUUUGAAGGAGGUAGACACAAACUGGGCUGCUUAGUACCUAGGAGGGCUCAGUAGAAAUUUGUUAAGUGACUGACUGAUAUCCUGGGAAUCCAGCAGGAUUAGAGAACCAAGCAGCCUGGUUGGUGUGGCUCACUGAGCGUCAGUCUGUGCACCAAGAGGUCACUGGUUUGAUUCCCGAUCAGGGCACAUGUCGAGGUUGUUGGCCCGAUC